AGAAGAUCUGGUCCUUCACCUGACAGGAUUUCAAUAAGAUAUCCCUCUUGUUAAGGUAAAUGGGGAUAUCUUUUUCCUGCCCUUUUUCUGAUUCUGAUGAUUUGAACGAUGGAUUCGAAGCUAUGAUUGUGAGAUCCAUCAGUUUCGACGGUGACAACGUUAGCACAACACUAAGAUCAGUCAGUUUCAAUGGUCGAAAUUCAGAACCCACAAUACUGAAAUCCCUGCGCUCUGGAAAAAUGCUUUUAGAAGGAUCGGUUAGCUUUAAAAUGCCAAAAAUGAAAACCAUGAUCUCACUAAACCCGCCUUCGUUAGAUAAGGAAACCAUGAUGUCACUAAAGCCAUCUACCUUAGAUAAGGAAUCCAUGAUCCUAAUAAAAGACGAGAAUGAAGUGAUUCUUAGAUCCAGCAGCUUUAAGAGCAGAGAGAUCGCCAACCCAUUUCCAGCAACAAAUAUUGAGAAGAUCCCCAACACACCCACGUUGGAUUCAGGCAGCCCCAAGCAUGAAGCAGCACUGAAGUUGCAGAAAGUAUACAAAAGCUUCAGAACCAGAAGAAAGCUCGCAGACUGCGCGGUUCUUGUGGAGCGACAAUGGUGGGAGUUGUUAGACUUUGCCGAGCUCAAGCGAACUUCUAUUUCAUUCUUCGACAUUGACAGACAGGAGACUGCAAUUUCACGAUGGUCAAGAGCGAGAACCCGAGUUGCCAAGGUGGGGAAAGGUUUAUCCAAGGAUGUUAAGGCUCGGAAACUUGCUUUACAGCAUUGGCUUGAGGCAAUUGAUCCAAGGCAUCGUUAUGGACAUAAUCUUCACUUCUAUUAUGUUAAAUGGCUCAACUGUGAGAGUAGACAACCCUUCUUCUACUGGCUUGAUAUAGGGGAAGGGAAGGAGGUCAAUCUUGUGGACAGAUGCCCUCGAUCAAAGCUUCAACAACAGUGCAUCAAGUAUCUCGGUCCGACAGAAAGAAAUGCUUAUGAAGUUGUGGUGGAGGAUGGAAAAUUUUUCUACAAACAGACUGAGAAGCUCCUUGACACUACUGAAGGACCUAAGGAUGCUAAAUGGAUCUUUGUCCUCAGCACAUCAAAGACCUUGUAUGUCGGCCAGAAGACAAAAGGCCGGUUUCAACAUUCAAGUUUCUUGGCUGGAGGAGCCACUUCUGCAGCAGGAAGAUUGGUUGUAGAUAAUGGUGUACUAAAGGCUGUGUGGCCUCACAGUGGGCAUUAUAGACCAACAGAAGAAAAUUUUGAGGAAUUUGUGGCAUUCCUUGAGGAGCAUAAAGUGGAUCUCUCCAACGUGAAGAAAAGUCCUGAUGAAGAAGAAUCUUUGAGCAAACAUAAUAGUGUAGUUCUUAGAAGCAAUACAUCCGAGGAGGACUUGACCCAAAAGGCGACUUACUUGGAGACAGAAGACAUAAUGGAUGAAGAUUUGGAACAAGAGAAAACUGAUCCAAUGGAACAAGAUACAACAAGUGAAGCAGAGUCAAAGAGGUCUCUUUGCUUGCAUAGAAAAUUGACUAACCUUGAAAUACCAAGAAGGGAUGAUCUAUUGGAGAGACCAGAGUGCAGCAAUCCAUGUGCAGUCACAAGUGAGAACAAUUUAUCGGCCGAGUCUCCAUUGGGUGGUUAUGAAACAGCAAAAAUAUUAGGAACAGAACAAGAUUACAUGGUUCCUAAGCAGAACUUAGAUCAUGAAGAAAAUGAAGAAGAAAUAGUUUCCAAGGAAUCAAUCCUCCGGAGGAUAAAUUCACAUAAAGGAAUGAAAUCUUAUCAAUUGGGAAAGCAGUUAUCUUGCAAAUGGACAACAGGAGCUGGUCCCCGUAUUGGCUGUGUGAGGGACUACCCCUCAGAGCUUCAAUUCCGUGUUUUGGAGCAAGUAAACUUGUCUCCAAGAAGUGUUGGAGCUAACUCCUCUCCUAGGAAUUCAACAGGCUUGAGCCCGAAGGUGUCAACACCAAGCAUAUUGCGGAGAGAAAAAACAGCAACCACGAGAUCUGAUCUCAGAUGAGGGAAAAUCCCUGCCAAAUUCUUUUGUGUGAGAAGAUAAGUUGUUGGAGGAAUUCUUUGGCAUUCUUUUUAAAUUUUUA
Molecule: messenger RNA, 2082 nt
Organism: Telopea speciosissima
Lineage: Eukaryota; Viridiplantae; Streptophyta; Magnoliopsida; Proteales; Proteaceae
Product: IQ domain-containing protein IQM2-like
Exons: 7
Coding region: 60-2003 (647 amino acids)
Source: RefSeq, a predicted model, not a curated record